Mercenaria mercenaria is the source of this 1823-nucleotide messenger RNA. RefSeq lists its product as uncharacterized. The transcript has 3 exons. Bases 565 to 1218 code for a protein of 217 amino acids. Lineage: Eukaryota; Metazoa; Mollusca; Bivalvia; Venerida; Veneridae. The record is from RefSeq and is a predicted model, not a curated record.
CCGAGGUACAAUAAAAUUCUUGCAAACUUGCACUAUGGUCAGAUUAACGUCCAAAAUGAGUACUAUUGUCAAAUUAUAUUUCUUCAUCUGUACUAUCGCCAAAUUUUAGACUUGUAUUUUUACAGGCAUUUUUUGCUAUAAAAGUAUCCUCCUGCAUUUAUACUGUCUUAACUAUCGAACUGUCUUAAAAAGUAUCGACAUGCAACUUUACUAGAGCCAACGCAUUUUAUGGCUCCUCGGGGCCUCCGGGGCCGAGUGGUUAAGGUGGCUGACUUCAAAUCACUUGCCCCUCAUCGAUGUGGGUUCAAGCCUCACUCGGGGUGUGGAAUUCUUCAUGUGAGGAAAGCAUCCAGCUAGUUUACGGAAGGUCGGUGGUUCUACAGGUGCCCGCUCGUGAUGAAAUAAUGCACGGAGGGGCACCUGCGGUCUUCCUCCACAAUCAAAGCUGGAAAGUCGCCAUAUGACCUAUAAUUGUAUCGGUGCGACGUUAAACCCAACAAAAUAAAUAAAUAAAUUUUAUGGCUCACCGUCAGGUUGUCAUCCUGCAUCUAUACUUUCUUGUACAUGUAUGCUUGUCAAAUUCUCAUCACUAAUAAAUGUUUCAUAAUAUAUAUAUAUAUAUAUAUAUAUAUUCCUGCAGAUGUUCAGUAUAGAAUACAUAUAAAGGGCGGAGGGGAGAGAUCGCCUGUUUAUGUUUUCCUUCAAGGAUCUUUGCAGUCUCGUGUUGUACUUCAACUUGAUAGAACAGUGUCGACCGACAACGACGUGAGACAAUAUGAAGUAAAUUCAGCAAAUGUUGGAGAGAUAACUCGGAUUCAAGUGGCAUACUCCAGCCAGUUCACUGAAAUAAAGGCUGACCUUGGCAACUUCACGUUUGUAUCCAUACACAAGGAAGAUAAUGAUGGAUUUUAUAUCGAAAGAUUCCACCAACAGCGAGGCGGUGGUCCAGCACCGAUAAGAGGACGGCCAUGUAAGCGACAUUUUGAACGAAAGUUACACCAGCGGCCAUAUAAUUGGUCAGGAAACCUAGCUGAGUACCAAAACAUUACAGAUGCGACAGACUGUCAACUUAAAUGCAUAGAAGAAAACUUUAGUUGCCGGCUUGCUUACUACCACAUCUUUUAUCAAUCGUGUUAUGUCUUUGAAAAUGCAGAUUUGCCUCUACAAAAUAUAGUAUCAGUAAGCCUAUUCACAUUCCGAAGAUUGGACAACUGUUAAAUUGUGUCGUAAUAUGAAACGGUUGCUAACUGUUAUUCUGUAAAUGAAAAUUUUGUUGUGUACUUAUAAAACGUACAGGCGAACUUCGUUCGCUCGAAUUCGAGGAGACCGACACAAUCUGUUCAAGUCAUUUUUAGUUCGAGCAAUCGAACAAUUUGCAUUACAUAGGGAAUUGCAAGGACCUGACGAUGAGCUCCCGAAAGAGAUGGAGUUCCUAUGAUUCGACUUCGAGAGAAACUAAGUUCGAAACUAUGUAUCUUAUAAUGCAGUUACAUUCUUCACUUUUAAUGUCGUAGGAAGUGCUCUCGUCAUUCAAGUACAUACACUUUCUGGCUGGAUGUCGGACGCUCAUUUUUGUCCGGUUUGUGCUGUGACAAAUGACAAAUCUGAAUUCUAUCUGAUAGGCUACUUAAGCUCAAGUUCUAUUUCAACCGAAAAGUUUUGGUUGUUUGUGAGGGUAAGAAAGUAAUUGUAAAUAUUAAAGAAAAACAAAAACAUCAGGUGAUGGAUGAAAAAGACAAUGCCUAUGAUUAAACUGGGCCUUUGAGUAUGUUUUUUAUGAUAAACAGUCUAUGGGCGAAACAAUAAAGUUAUCCAUACCGAGA